GAUGAUGACGAUGAUGACGAUGGUGGCGGACAAGGAAAGGAGGAGGAGGAGGAGGAGGAGGAGGAGUUGUCACACGCUGAUAUCCUGGACCUGUUUCAGGAGGGUCUGGUCAGGAUAGUCCAGGAUCCUUUACUGUGCGAUCUGCCCGUCCAGGUUACUUUGGAAGAGAUAAAUUCACAGGUUGCACUGGAGUAUGGGCAGGCAAUGACUGUCAAAGUAAAGAAAGGAGAUGAUGAAAUUAUGCCUAUCGUUGUGAUUCAGAAUGACAAUGUCCUGGACCUGNAAAAAGCCAUUCAGAGAUAUGUACAACUGAAACAAGAGCGCGAAGGAGGAACACAGUAUAUUAGCUGGAGGUAUGUCUGGCGGACUUAUCAUCUGACGUUCGAUGGACAAAAACUAACCGAUGACAAAAAGAAACUCAAAGACUACGGCAUACGGAACCGAGAUGAAGUUACCUUCAUAAAGAAACUUCACAACAAAUAAAAGGCUUUUCCAUGAGGACUAUUUGAUCGAUGCUUUCAUUCAGAAUCUAUAUGACUGUUGCAUUGAACUUGUACAGAUUCACUUCCACUUUUCCCUGUUUUCAGUGAAAGGCCUUUUCUGAAUCCGACUACUAGGGAAGAAGAGAAUUCGCCUAGAAUUGUCAUGUCAAAGAAGAAUAGCGUUCUGAAAACUAAUGUUAUUUAUAAAUGUACAUUAUAUAGGAUAUUGUACAUAGAAUAAGUANUUUUUUCAACAGAAUAAAAGUUUUUUUGGUUGUCUUAAUGAGCA
Molecule: messenger RNA, 771 nt
Organism: Callorhinchus milii (elephant shark)
Lineage: Eukaryota; Metazoa; Chordata; Chondrichthyes; Chimaeriformes; Callorhinchidae
Gene: snrnp25
Product: small nuclear ribonucleoprotein 25
Exons: 6
Biological process (GO): mRNA splicing, via spliceosome
Cellular component (GO): U12-type spliceosomal complex
Molecular function (GO): protein binding
Source: RefSeq, a predicted model, not a curated record